Suillus fuscotomentosus is the source of this 711-nucleotide messenger RNA. RefSeq lists its product as uncharacterized. Bases 1 to 711 code for a protein of 236 amino acids. The record is from RefSeq and is a predicted model, not a curated record. NCBI's taxonomy places the organism in Eukaryota, Fungi, Basidiomycota, Agaricomycetes, Boletales, Suillaceae. Gene Ontology annotation, molecular function: protein binding. The transcript has 6 exons.
AUGGCCAUAUUCGACACCGCCACAUGGCAGCAGACCGCUGUUUCGAAGGGUCACACAAAUGUUGUCUGCUCCAUCACUUUAUUUCCCCAUGACCGCCUCCUUGCGAGUACAUCUUGGGAUAAGACAGCGCGUCUCUGGAAUCUUGACACGAACUUCGAAAUCGGGCCACCUCUCCAACACGAAAUUUUCGUCACUUGUGCAGCAUUUUCCGCUGAUGGAAAGCUGCUAUCCACUGCAGCUGGCCUAGAGGAUAUCCUGCUCAUACCUGAUGUGAGUGCCAACUUGACUCUCACCCGCUAUCUUAUUCCCAAUGGCCAUCAGGCACAAAAAUCUGAACUCAAAAAGAAGCUAUCAGGUGCUAAUGCUACGCGAUGUCCGCCUAUCCGUCCAGCCCCACGUCGAGUGCCACAAGGCUUUUUUGAUAAUGUGCAAGACGAUGGUCCUUCUUCCAAUACCCGCCAUCUCCAUCCUGAUUCCUCUCUACGUCGCCGCCGCAAUGCUUAUGCACUAUCCUGGGGAUCACGUCCACAUGCGCUUCUCGCUGGCCUUCCGUCACUCUUCCACCGUUCCCAACCAAACACCGAUGAACAUGUCGAACUCCAGCAACGCAUAGGACCUGGUACUUCUUCUCGCCGCAGUCCUCCUGUUGUCGACGUUCCUGCACUAGAUGACAAGAAGGCACUGUGUUGCUCGGCGGCCGGAACGAGCUAG